CUCUGUAUUUUGUAUUUUGGCUCCAUAGAAUGUGUCCAAAGUCGCCCCUUUCUUCUUAUUUUUCUUGGUAUUUUGGGGCUUCUGUGGUUCUGUGGAGUUUGUCAUCUCUGAAUGUGGAGGAUUAGUUUUUCUUGUCUCUUUCUGGUGUUCAGAGGCAGUCCUGGGCAGAUGUUGGUUCUAUGAGCGUUCCCUGGGUUAAACUGAAUAUGCCUCACUGGAACUGGAAUGGAAGGGUCGGACCACGAGGCCACACUCUCCCCCCCCGGCUCGCUUUCUGGAAGUUGCCUUCAGAAUCGUUGGCCGUGAGGCUGUUUCGUCGGCCUGCGGGGGGAUGGGCUGCCGCUUCCCCAAGCUCCGAGAGCACAGACUUUCACUGAGACUUGGAUAGCAGGAUCCAGCCCGUGAGGCUGUCUUGCCCGCCCUGAGGGUUGCUGUUGUUUUGACCAGCUCUCUGCAGCGGAAGCCCCAGGCAGUAACUUUCACCGGGACUGUAGAAGGCCCUGAGGGUUGUUGUUUCGAGGACCCUGCUCUCUGAGCCGGCCAGGCUGCGGCUUCCGGGAGCCUUGGACUCUGCGCUCCUACCCCUGAGGUCCGAGGGAUCUCGGGUUCUGGCUUUUAAGGGGAGCCGUACCUUUUGAACCGGGUCCAGGUCCAGGAGGAGGGUUCCCAGGGUCUGUGCUGUUGAUCGUUUUGAAUUUCGGCGCCUUAGGAGCUUAUCGUUUGAGAUUGGUCGGGAAGGGUUUUCCGGAGAUCUGAGCUUUAGCUUUCUCUAAGCCGCCAUCUUAACCGGAAGUCCUCUUAUAUGUGUUUUUAAAUUAUUCUAUGAUACUCUUCUUUAUUUUAUCUUUUAAAAAAAUAUUACUAACUCUACCUCAUCCCAAAUCUUCCUCUAUAAAUAUAAAAAAAAGUUCUCUCAUCAAUAUAGUUAGACAAAAAAAAUCCUUAUGUUGGUUGUAUCUGAAAACAUUCAUCUUAUUCUAUAUGUAGAUUUUGUCACUUCUCUGCUCAGACAUGGAAAGCAUGGUUGAGCAUUUGUCUUUUGGAACCCCAUUUGGUAAUUAGGUCUUAAUCAUAGUUCUUAAUUAUUUUACUACUGUUUUCCUUUAUAAUGUAAAUAUUCUAUGAAUUAUUUUUCGGGUUCUUUUCAUUUCUUUUUGUAUCAGUUCAUACUAUUUCUCCCAAUUUUUUAUGAUUCUGUUUCAUCAUUUUUAUGAUUCAACACUAUUCUCCUACUUCUCUUUAGGGUCUUUUAAUCACCCCCCCAACUUUUCCCUCACUUAUAUUACUCCACUCCCCCACACACCCUUCCUUAUUCCCCUUCUACAUCUCAGUAGGGUAAGAUAAUAUUCUAUACCCCCUAAUAACUGUUUUUGUUCUUUGAAUAAAUUCCAAUAAUAGUAAGAUUUAAGUAUUACCUGUCACUACCUUCAUCUUCCCCUUUCUGUAAUAGUAUUCUCUACCCCCAUGCACCUCUUUAAGUGGUAUAAUUUACAGCAUUUUAUCUCUUCUUUUGCAUUUCUCUUAGUACAAUCCUUUCCCCCACCUAAUUUUUUUACAUAUCAUCCAAAGCAGUUUAAUUCCAUACCAUCUACCUAUGUAUAUUUCUUCAAUCUACUAUGAUAAUGAAAACAAUUUUUAAGAGUUACAGAUAUCAUUUUCCCAUAUGUGAGUAUAAUCAAUUUGACCUUAUUGAAAUCCUUACAUUUUUUGUUUUUCUUAUUUACCUUUUCAUAGUUUUCUUGAAGUUUGUAUUUGGGCAUCAAAUUUUCUGUAUAAUUCUGGUCUUUUCUUCAGGAAUGCUUGGAAAUCUAUUUUAUUAAAUGCCCUUACUUCCCCUUGACAGUGUUUAUUCAUGAGUAUUCAUGAGUAGGUGAUUUUUGGUUGUAAAUCCAGUUCACUUACCUUUUGGAAUAUCAUAUUCCAAGCUUGUUGUUCUUAAGUGUGGAGGUUGCCAGAUCCUUUGUUAUCCUUACUGAAGCUCCAUGAUAUUUGAAUUGUUUCUUUCUGUCUUCUUACAGUAUUUUCUCUUUGGCUUGGAAGCUCUUGAACUUGUCUAUAUCAUUACAGGGAGUUGUCAUUUGGGGAUUUAAUGUAGGGAGUGAUGUUUAGAUUCUUUAAAUGUCUAUUUUUCCUUCUUGUUUAUGAAUAUCAGGGCAAUUUUUUGGGAUAGUUUCUUGUAAUAUGAUGUCUAGGAUUUUUUUUUUUUGGUCAUGACUUUCAUGUAGUCCAAUAAUUCUCAAAUUGUCUCUCCUGGAUCUAUUUUCUAGAUCAUUUGUUUUUUUUUUCAAGAGAAAUUUCAUGUUUUCUUAUAUUUUUCAUUCUUUUGAUUUGAUUUUAUUAUUUCUUGAUGUCUCAUUAAAUCAUUAGCUUCUACUUGCCCAAUUCUAGUCUUUAAAGAUUGCUUUUCAUCCAUGAUCUUUGAUUUUCCUUUUUGAUUUGGUCUAUUCUGCUUUCCAUGGGAUUCUUUUCAUCAUUGGAUUUCUUUGUCUGUUCUUCCAGAAGAUCAAGUCUGGUUUUAAAUAUGCUUAUUAUUUCAUUUUAUUUCUAUGUCUCUUUCCAUUUGACCAAUUUUGCCUUUUAAGUGAUUAUUUUCUUUUUGCAUUGCUUUCAUUUCUUUUUUUCUUACUUUUCUUUCCAUUUUUCUUCUAUCUGUCUUACAUGGUUCUUGAACUCAUUUUUGAGCUCCUUCAGAGCUUGUGACCAAUUUGCAUUUUUCUGUAGAGUUUGCAUGUUUUUGCUUGUUUCUCACGCCUCCUGUUGCUUCUGGUUUUUGCUCUUUUUCUCUGUAGAAAUUUUCCAGCACUAAGAGCUUUUUUUGAUGUUUACUCAUUUUCCCACUUGAUACCUAGGAGUCCUGUAUAUUGCUAGUCAUUUCUAUCUUGCCUUGUUUCACAGGGCUUUGCCAUGGGGCAAUCUUCCCUUCUCUGUCCAAGGCCUGAGCAAGACUAGUACUAUAGACCUCUGACCCUCACCUCUAGGACCUGGGAUUUCUAGGGAUAUUUGUGGUGGCCCUGACAUUCAGCUUUGUGUGCAAAACACUAGCAGGAAUUGUCAUGAAAAGUUCAAUCACUCAGAUAGAAAGAAGAUUUGGCACAACAUCAUCUGAAGCUGGUUUAAUUGAUGGUAGCUUUGAAAUAGGCAAUCUACUGAUGAUUACACUGGUAAGUCAUUUUGGAACUAAGUCUCACAUACCAAGAUUAAUUGGAACUGGGUGUUUCAUUAUGGGAACUGGAAGUAUUUUAACUGCAUUACCUCACUUCUUCAUGGGAUAUUAUAGGUACGAUUCAGCGUUAAAUGCUAAGCCACUUGACAAUUCAACAGAAACCUACACUCCUUGUUCAACUGAUGUCAGUUCAUCUGGCCAUAACAGAUCAUCCAUUCUAGUACAGUCAAGUUGCAAAAAUGAAUCUGGUUCAUUCAUGUGGAUAUACGUAAUCUUGGGAAACACAUUACGUGGAAUUGGGGAAACUCCAAUUGCACCUCUGGGAAUCACAUAUAUUGAUAAUUUUGCUAAAGAAGGACAAUCUACUUUUUACAUAGGCAUUAUACAUUCAGUUACAAUGGUUGGCCCAUUAAUUGGAUAUCUGCUGGGAUCUUUAUGUGCAAAACUGUAUGUGGACAUUGGAUACAUAGACCUAAGCACUAUAACAAUUGAGCCAACUGAUUCCCGUUGGGUUGGUGCUUGGUGGCUUGGCUUUCUCAUAGCAGGAAUACUUAGUAUUGUUUCUGGGGUGCCAUUCUUUUUCUUUCCUAAGCAUCUGAAGGAAAAAAGAAGGCAAAGUACAGGUCCAACACUUCUGGAUGGAUCUAGUACCAAUGACAAUAGAGAUCAAAAAGUGAUUUUUAGAAAUCCUGAGAAAACAAAGAAGCCUAAAGGUUUGGCAGGUUUUUUCUACUCCUUGAAAUGUAUCCUUAGUAACAAGAUCUACCUUAUCUACUUGCUUUCAUCAACAUUGACUAGUUGUAGUUUUAUUGGAAUUAUUACCUAUAUGCCAAAGUAUUUAGAACAGGCAUUUGACAUAUCCAUGUCUAAAUCUAAUCUUUUUUUGGGAACAAUAGUAAUGCCUGUUUUCGCUGUUUCAGUUUUCUUGGGAGGAUACAUUUCUAAAAAAUUUAAAUUGACCACAUUUGGAAUUCUCAAAUUACUUAUAAUUUCCAGAGUUUCUAGUUCACUUUUUCAAGCACUAUUUUAUUUUUUGACCUGUGAUGAUCACCUCAUAGCUGGCUUAACAGUAACCUACAAUGGAAAUGCCGAAGAGACAUCUCAAAUCACCCCAUUUUCCUCCUGCAACUCAGAUUGUAACUGUAAUGCCAAUCUAUGGGAUCCUGUCUGUGGGGAUGAUGGACUCACUUACAUGUCACCCUGUUUGGCUGGAUGUAAAUCUUUAGUAGGCCAUGGAAAGGACACGGUGUUCUAUAACUGUAGCUGUGUUGAAGUUAACAAUUUCCAGUUGAGGAAAAAUUCAGCUCAUUUGGGUGUAUGUUCAAGAAAAGAUGAUUGUUCAAGAAUUUUUAUUUAUUAUGUGAUAUUAACAAGUUUGGUUUCCAUUUUGGUUGGAAUAGGAACUUCCUCCUCUAUCAUUUUGAUUUUUAAGUUUGUUGAACCUGAUCUGAAAUCACUGUCAAUUGGUUUAUAUACAUUUGUUAUGCGAACAGUAGGAGGAUUGUUAACUCCGAUCUAUGUUGGAGCAAUGAUAGAUACAGCAUGUCUAAAAUGGGACACCAGUAAUUGUGGGAAUAAAGGAGCUUGUAGAAUAUAUGAGUCUGUUUCAUUUAGAAAUACAUUCUUGGGCUUGACUUCAGGGCUAAGAAUAUCAGAUUGUGUCUUAUAUAUCUUUUUAUUCACUGUGGUGAAGAAAGCAAAUAAAGAAAACAAUAAUGGACUUUCUAAUAACAGGAUGGAUGUGGAUGAAUCAAACCUUAAAGAACUUUUAAAAAAUAACAAACAGAUGGUAUCCUCUGCUCAUGUGGACAGUGAAAGCUACCUUUAGAUUGAACAGUGACUUCUACACAACCAAUAUUCCUUUGCUUCCUUCUUUAAUGAGAUUAAGAAACAUCAAGAACCAAUAUGUAAACUAGGAGAGGAUUGUUGAUUCAGUUACCAUGAUCUUUUUGAUCUGAAUCCUAGGGGUAUUAUUGAAUGUCUCUUGUUUUUCACUGAUAAUUCUAGCCUCCUUAUUCUUUGUUGUUGCUCAGUUGUUCAGUCCUGUCUGACUUUAUAUGACUUCAUAGACAAAAGCCCAUGGGGUUUUCUCAGCAAAAUAUUGUAGUGGCUGACCAUUUCCUUCUCUAGUGUGUACCUAUUUCGUUGAAGGAACUAGUGAAAAUAACAGCUAAAUGAUUUGCUCAGAAUCACACAGAUGGUAUAUGUCUGAGGCCAGAUUUGAGUUCACAUCUUCUUGCCUCUAUACAUUGCACCACCUAGUUGUUCUUUUUACUCUUACAACACAUUAAGGAUACAAAACUGGUAAUGGCUCAGAUGGAAAAGAAAUAGUGGAAGAUGUCUUGUUAUAGAGUAGUUAUGUGAAUAUAAUGAAGAUACACUGUACACAUAUCAUGGAUAAUUGAAAGCAACCUAUGAGAUUAUUAAAACACAAUUAUUGUUUUUUGCUAAUAGAGUAGGUAGAAAUGAUGGGCACAAUUUUAAAAAACAAUGGCAGGGUUCAUUUCAUUUUUCAUAUAGCAAACAGGGGCCAUUAUAUUUGAUACUGGAGAAGCCAUUGGAUUUUAUUGAGCAAAGAAAUAACAUAAUAAGUUUUAACUACAGAAAAAUCACAUUGACAGUUGAGUAGAAAAUGAUUAGAAGGAUAAUUUGAUACAGAGAAAGCAGUUAAAGAUGAUGACAGUAAUGUAUGUAAGAGACGAUGAGGAUCUAAACCAAAUUUGUUUUCUGAGUUUGGAAAAUAAAAUGCCUAUAAAGUGAGAAACUAUAAAAUUGGACACUGUAUUCAUUCUGUUUGGCCCAACCAAAAAUGAUAAAAAAUAAUCUUAAUGUAAGAAAAAACUUCCUACCAAGCAAAUGGAAAGGACUGAUUGUGGAAAAUGAUCUGGAAUUCUACUUAACCAGUUACUAGACAACAUACCCCUUGACUCAGCAAUAUGUAAGAGAGGAUUUACAAGAUAAGCCAAGCAUGCAAAACAAAGGACCUCAGCUGGCAAUCAAAACAAGACCAUUCUAAAUAGAAUGUUCCCAGGAGAGGCAGUUGGAGAAAAACCAGCAGCUAAAGAGAGAGACCUUGGUGGCUUCUGACAGAGUGGUGGAGAAGAAGCUGGGAUUUCUAGCUUUGAACUAAGUCUCUUGGUUUUAGAGAGGGAAGGGAAGGAAACUGCCUUGGCUUCUGACCAAGGGGGAAACUGGUUUCUUCUGACCUAGGCUGAGGCUUUGGUGUGGCAGAUGUUGGUGAUUGACCAUUAUAUACUGAACUGAUUAGAAAAAGACAGAAGAAGAUCAAUUGUCCUUCAUCAUUCCCUAACAGACUCUUGUGUUACAGCUGUGACAGGACUAAUAUUUCCCAAGAUCCUCCUAAAUUUCAUUAGAGACUAGGGAAAAACUCAUCCCUCUCACUUCAAUUUCCAUCCUUGUCUUGUUUUUCCCAAUAAACCCCCUUACUUGAGAAAGGAGUUUUUCCUCAUAAAUCUCAUAGUCCACUUAGGGAAGGGGGGGGCGGGGUGAAGCUAAAGGCUUCAGAAGAGGGUGGUGAACAGUGGUAUUGAGGGAGGAGGAGGGUAGGAAAAUAUUAAUCAAUUAGCCAUUUAGGGAAUUGAUAGACACCCUCAAGUAUUCCCCUAGUAUCAAUCUCCCUAUUAUUACUAGGAGCCCUGAGGUUUCCCCUAGUGUUUCUCUAGUCACUCCAAAGUAUCUCAUUUAUUACAACAAGAAGUAUCCAGAUUAUCUAUUUUAUUACAAAUAAUAAUAUUAAAAGAAGAAGAAAAUAAGUUAUAUGUACAAAAAUAUGUAUACCAUUUCUUGUUUGUUUGUUUGUUUGUUUGUUUGUUUUGGUAGCAAAGAGCUGAAAUUAGGCAAGGGCUGACAGGUUAUGAUGUGUGAAUAUAAAGAAAUAUUUAUUUCCAUUGUUCUAUUUUUCCAUAAGAAGUUAUGCAAGAGAUAUUUUCAGAGAAACUUGGAAAGACUAGUGUGAAUUAUACAGUUAAGUAAGCAGAACCAAAACUACAUUUUAUAAAGUAACAACAUUUGAAACAUAAAAAACUCGGGAACACUUAAAUUUUUAAUCAAUGCAAUAGUCAACUAUGAUUCUGGACGAUUGUUGAUGAUUUAUAUUACCUACUUCCUGAAAGAGAGGUGAUGGACUAAAUAUGCAAAAUACAACAUAAUUUUGUAUAGGACCCCCUGGGGAACUUGUUUUGUUUGAUUAUCCAUAUAUUACAAGAUUGUAUUUUUCCUGUGGGUAAAGAGAAAUGGAAGGGAAAACAAAUCUUGUAAACUAAAAAUAAAAUUUAAUUUUAGAAAUUCAAUGAGCUUCCAUGGGAGGCAAUAAGUUACAUUUAAUGACUUCAAGAACAAACUGACUAUCUACUUGCUAAAUAUGUUAGGAUGGAAAUUUCUUUCAGAUAUUUGUUAAAUUAAAUGACUUCUGUAGCCUCCACCAAUUCUCA
This is a messenger RNA of Monodelphis domestica (gray short-tailed opossum), 7614 nucleotides long. Its product is annotated as solute carrier organic anion transporter family member 1B1. NCBI's taxonomy places the organism in Eukaryota, Metazoa, Chordata, Mammalia, Didelphimorphia, Didelphidae. The record is from RefSeq and is a predicted model, not a curated record. Gene Ontology annotation, molecular function: bile acid transmembrane transporter activity; protein binding. Gene Ontology annotation, cellular component: basolateral plasma membrane. Gene Ontology annotation, biological process: transmembrane transport; bile acid and bile salt transport; sodium-independent organic anion transport.